AUGUCUCUCCGCAACAUCAAGAACCUCGUCCCCCUCCUCGACCGCGUCCUGGUCCAGCGCCUCAAGCCCGAGGCCAAGACCGCCUCCGGCAUCUUCCUCCCUGAGAGCAGCGUCAAGGACCAGAACGAGGCUAAGGUUCUUGCUGUCGGCCCCGGUGGUUUGGAUAAGAAUGGGAACCGCAUCCCCAUGAGCGUCGCUCCUGGUGACAAGGUUCUGAUUCCUCAGUUCGGUGGCAGCUCCCUGAAGGUCGGUGAAGAGGAGUUCACCCUCUUCCGAGAUGCUGAGCUUCUUGCUAAGAUCCGCGAGUAA
This is a messenger RNA of Monascus purpureus, 309 nucleotides long. The record is from the annotation of a GenBank genome assembly. NCBI's taxonomy places the organism in Eukaryota, Fungi, Ascomycota, Eurotiomycetes, Eurotiales, Aspergillaceae.